Molecule: messenger RNA, 1595 nt
Organism: Ornithorhynchus anatinus (platypus)
Lineage: Eukaryota; Metazoa; Chordata; Mammalia; Monotremata; Ornithorhynchidae
Gene: KDSR
Product: 3-ketodihydrosphingosine reductase
Exons: 10
Coding region: 157-1155 (332 amino acids)
Biological process (GO): sphingolipid biosynthetic process
Cellular component (GO): endoplasmic reticulum membrane
Molecular function (GO): 3-dehydrosphinganine reductase activity
Source: RefSeq, a predicted model, not a curated record
AGGACCGGCCCGAGCCCUUGGAGGCCUUCGGGGCCCCUGGGCCUGGGCCGGCUCAGCCGCUCGCCCUCCCUGCCCUGCUCGCUUGCCCCGUUCGGACCCGCCCCGCCCACCGGACCCCCGACCGUCCGUCCGUCCGUCCGUCCGUCCCUCCGGACCAUGCUGCUGCUGGCGGCCGCCCUGCUGGUGGCUUUCGUGCUGCUGCUCUACAUGGUCUCCCCGCUCAUCAGCCCCAAGCCCCUCGCCCUGCCGGGGGCGCACGUCGUGGUUACCGGAGGCUCCAGUGGCAUUGGAAAAUCGGUCGCUAUUGAAUGCUAUAAACAAGGAGCAUUCAUAACCCUGGUCGCAAGAAAUGAGAACAAGCUUCUGCAGGCCAAGAAGGAAAUUGAACAGCACGCGAUUAAUGACAAACAGGUUGUGCUCUGCAUAUCGGUCGAUGUAUCCCGAGACUACGGACAGGUAGAGAAUGUCAUCAAACAAGCACAGGAGAAGCUGGGUCCGGUGGACAUGCUGAUAAACUGUGCGGGAUAUGCACAAUCAGGAAAAUUUGAAGACCUUGAAGUGAACUGUUUUGAAAAAUUAAUGAGCACAAAUUACCUGGGGAGCGUUUACCCAAGCCGAGCGGUGAUCGCCACCAUGAAAGAAAGAAGGACGGGCCGGAUCGUGUUUGUGUCCUCGCAGGCCGGCCAGUUGGGCCUGUUUGGCUACACGGCAUACUCGCCCUCAAAAUUUGCCAUUCGGGGACUGGCUGAAGCGCUGCAGAUGGAGGUGAAGCCGUAUAACAUCUACAUAACAGUAGCCUACCCUCCGGAUACAGACACUCCCGGUUUUGCCGAAGAAAAUAAAACCAAGCCCCUGGAAACAAAACUCAUAUCGGAGACCUCAUCUUUAUGCAGACCGGAACAGGUGGCCAAAACCAUCGUUAAAGAUGCCAUUCAAGGAAACUUCAGCAGUUGCGUGGGCUCCGAUGGAUACAUGCUUUCAUCCCUGACCUGUGGAAUGGCUCCGGUCACUUCCAUUACUGAAGGUCUCCAGCAGGUGGUUACCAUGGGCCUCUUUCGCAUCGUCGCCUUGUUUUACCUGGGGAGCUUUGACAGCGUAGUUCGUCGCUGUAUGCUACAGAGGGAAAAGCCUGAGGUUGUGGACAAAACCGCCUAAUGGUCGCGCUCCGGAACGUAGGAUAGCUGCUCGAUCGUUCGGAGAGCUUGAGGCUGUCCCGGGACUCCGUUUCUGACGGGUAAACGCUUGUAUCAAUGUGCUUGGAUAUGUGAAUUGGUUUGACUCUUCCUCUGAACGCCACUGAAAAUGGGAACAGAAGAACAACCCCCGAACACUACUGCUAUCCAAAUACAUGGAUGAAGACGGCCUGCCUGCCUGCCUGGCUGCCUGCUUCGGUGGGCUCUGAGGGGGUGAUGUGCUGGAAGUGGUGUGGAGAACAGGUCUGCAGAGGGCUUGCUUGCUGGGGGUACUGAAUAACUGUGUGUAUCUUUUCAUUUUUGAAGAGCGAUGGAGACCAGAAAUAGGCUUUGCGGCACGUAGUAUUUUCGGGACGUUUGAUUUUCCAAGGAAGGUUAUUAGAUCUCUUGAUCCGUGUUUCA